AUGGCAUCAUCCACUCCAAAUCAAGACUUAGUAUUCUUCAGAGAUAACUCUUUGAUUCACGACAAGGCACUAGAAUCAAAAUCAUCAUACUUAUCAAUAAUAUCUCAUGUCCAAGGUACAUCUCCCAAUUGGUUAGUCAAUUCAUUAAUUGAAAAUGCCAUAACUGGAACGGCAAGUUUAAUAAAUAAUGAUCUUAAGAAGGUUUCAAAUAGAUCGAAAGUGGUGUUGAUAUCAUUUUUACAUUCACAGGAUUAUUAUAUUAAGAAUUGUCGUAAGAAUGGAUUGGAUCUUUCGAAUGAUUCGAAUUUUAAAUUUAUUGAUUGUUUUAGUGAUUUAUUUAUUGAACAGAUUAAAACACCAGAAAAUGCAAUUAAAGAAGUCAAUGGUUUAUUUGAUAAGAUAUCCAAAUCAAUAAUUGAUCCAAAGACAAUUGUAUUCAUAGAGGCUCCAGAAAUAUUAUUGUAUUGUACAGAUAUAACAAGUAAUGAUUUAUUAUUUAAUUUGAUUAAAUUGAAUAAACUUUGUCGUCAAUUAUUUGUAAUAAGUUCAAAAGAUUAUCCUCAAUAUGUUGAUUUUGAUAGUCGAAAUCCAAAAGAUGCUACUUAUAAAAUCACGGAUUUCUUAAUUAAAUUAUUCCAUCGUUCACAAUUGAAUAUUAGUUUACAACCAUUGGCUACAGGAAGAGCAAAAGAUAUAACUGGAAGUCUUGUGGUUUCUCAAGGAUCAAUUCCAUUUGAUAUUCCGCAAAUACAUAUAAACGAGAAAGAGUACAUUUACAACAUCACAAAAGAUUCAAAUGUCAAAUUAUAUUUCCGUUAA
Messenger RNA from Hemisphaericaspora subhashii, 819 nucleotides. Its product is annotated as Elongator subunit. Lineage: Eukaryota; Fungi; Ascomycota; Pichiomycetes; Serinales; Debaryomycetaceae. Gene Ontology annotation, biological process: tRNA wobble uridine modification. The transcript has a single exon. Gene Ontology annotation, cellular component: elongator holoenzyme complex. The record is from RefSeq and is a predicted model, not a curated record. The coding region runs from base 1 to 819 and encodes 272 amino acids.